Messenger RNA from Propithecus coquereli (Coquerel's sifaka), 2136 nucleotides. It is a transcript of the gene PRR14, whose product is annotated as proline rich 14. The coding region runs from base 268 to 2028 and encodes 586 amino acids. Gene Ontology annotation, cellular component: nucleoplasm. The record is from RefSeq and is a predicted model, not a curated record. Lineage: Eukaryota; Metazoa; Chordata; Mammalia; Primates; Indriidae. The transcript is spliced from 11 exons.
UCUCGCGGCAGGUGCCAGGCAGGGCACAAGUGAUCUGCUGAUCCAGGCGGCGGCGGCGGGAGGACCCCCGCUCCGGGCGGCCGGCCGGGGGCGCCCUUCUGCACCCCAGGGCUCGGGCCUGUGGGCUACCGGGAGCCGCGGGCAGACCAUGAAGGGCGGAGCCCUUGGGGAGGGGCCGGCCCUCACACCCCGCUCCCCGACUCCCCCCCUACCCCAGGCCGCAGCCUGGGAUCCCCCAGGGACUCCCCCGGAGCCGCCGCCUACCCCAUGGACUUUCCCGGGGACUCCAGCCCGCCUGGCCAGCCGCGUCUGUGCCGCCAGCCCCUUGCUCGAGCGUUAUGGGGUGCUGGGAGCCCGAAACGGCCGAGGCUACAGCCCCUGGGGGCCCCUUCUCCCCUGGAAAAGGCCUCUCGGCGGGUCCUGGCCGUGGUGCUGGAAGAUGUCAUGGCUGCCCACAUGGUCCCUUUGGUGUCCCAAGAGGAGACCUCCAUCCCACGGCACCACAGCUACCAUCAGGAUUCUGUCCGCAUCCAGCCACCUGCCUCACUACCCCGGCAGGCUGUGUGGUCUUCGCAGGCCAGGCCUCCGGACCCACUGCAUUUGUGCCGAGAGCCCUUGAGCCGCAUCCACCGGUCCUCUUCUACUCUGAGGCGGCGAUCAAAGACAAACCCUGGCCCAGAGGAGGGCCCUUCACAAAAGGUGGACCGGGUCCCCCAGCCCACCCUGGUGGUGAUGCUAGAAGACAUUGCCAGUCCCAGACCCCCAGCUGAGGGCUUCGUCAGUGAGACCCCCAAUUUCAUCGUCCCAGCACAAAGAGCUGAGCCCGUGACGAUGGUUGACCAGCCAACACCUCCACCCAGGGACCUAGAAGCCCUGUUCCAGCCUUCCGUCCUGCCUGCAAAUCCUUCAGAGGGCCCACCACCAGCCCCAGAUCCUGCUCUGGAGCCCCCAUCCACUCCACCACCGUCCAGCCUUUUACGUCCCCGCCUCAGUCCCUGGGGCUUGGCCCCCCUCUUCCGUUCCGUCCGCUCCAAGCUGGAGAGCUUUGCUGACAUCUUCCUCACACCCAAUAAAGCCCCACGGCCCCAGCCCCCAUCAUCCCCCAUGAAGCUGGAGUUGAAGAUCGCCAUCUCAGAGGCUGAGCAGUCUGGGGCUGCUGAGGGCACUGCAUCUGUCAGCCCCCGGCCCCCUAUCCGCCAGUGGCGGGCUCAGGACCACAAUACCCCAGCACUCCCUAAGCCCUCUCUGGGCCGAAGCCACUCCUGCCCUGAUCUGGGACCCCCUGGCCCAGGCACCUGCACCUGGCCACCUGCUCCGCCCCAACCAAUACGGCCACGGCCACGGAGGCACACUGUGGGUGGUGGGGAAAUGUCCCGAGCCCCACCACCCCCUCGGCCCUGUCUCCGGAAAGAGGUCUUCCCUCUCGGAGGAGUGGGAGCCUCCCCUUCUCUCGCCACAUCUUGCUUGCCCACGGCAUCCACUUCCUCCUUCUCCGAACCAGCCGAACCCAGCAGGUUGGGCUCAAUCAAGGGGAAGGAGCCAACUGAGGGGAAGGACCAGGUGCUUUCAGACCCUGAGACCAAGACCAUGGGAAAGGUCUCUCGAUUCAGAAUACGCAGGACACCAGCCCGUCCUCAGCUAAACCUUACACCAAUGGGGCUGCCCCGACCAAUCAGGUUGAACAAGAAGGAGUUCAGCUUGGAAGAAAUUUACACCAACAAGAAUUACCAAUCACCCACAACCAGGAGGACCUUUGAGACCAUCUUUGAGGAACCCCGGGAACGAAAUGGGACUCUGAUUUUCACCAGCUCAAGGAAGCUCCGACGGGCUGUAGAAUUUCGGGACAGCAGCCAUCCUCGAUCCCGGCGGCCAUCCCGCACAGUCCGGGCUGCAGCUGGCAGGACCCUGACUCCUAACCUGGCCCCCAGCCCAGAUGUGGGACCCCUGCUACAGCAACGGCUGGAGGAGCUAGAUGCAUUGCUCCUAGAGGAGGAAAAAGUGGAUGGGGAGCAGCCUCAUCGGACUUAGGAGCUCCAUCUAUUUGUCUAUCAAUCCAUCCUCAAGGGAGGUGAAACCUCUGAGGCAGUUGUAUUUUUUUCUCUAUAUUUCUAGUAAAGUUUUCCAUAUGUUUCUGAU